ACGAUCUCGCUUAUAAGCCGCAGGAACCCUAGGAUUCAAUUGUCUGCGGAGUCUCUGAAGGGAAAAAAUGGUCACAUUCAGGUUUCACCAGUACCAGGUUGUCGGAAGAGCUCUCCCGACAGAGGCCGAUGAGCACCCGAAGAUUUACCGGAUGAAGCUCUGGGCCACGAACGAGGUUCGUGCCAAGUCCAAGUUCUGGUACUUCUUGAGGAAGCUGAAGAAGGUUAAGAAGAGCAAUGGACAGAUCCUCGCCAUCAACGAGAUCUUUGAGAAGAACCCGACAAAGAUAAAGAACUACGGGAUCUGGCUGAGGUACCAGAGCCGAACGGGUUACCACAACAUGUACAAGGAGUACCGUGACAUCACUCUGAACGGUGCUGUGGAACAGAUGUACACCGAGAUGGCAUCCCGACACCGAGUGAGGUUCCCGUGCAUCCAAAUCAUCAAGACAGCGACCGUCCCAGCCAAGCUGUGCAAGAGAGAGAGCACCAAGCAGUUCCACAACAGCAAGAUCAAGUUCCCCUUGGUGUUCAGGAAGGUCAGACCCCCUACCAGGAAGCUCAAAACAACAUACAAGGCUUCCAAGCCCAACCUGUUCAUGUAAAAGUCCUGAUACAAGCAGGUAACAGCCAAAUAUCCAGAUGAAUGAAAAUUCAUGGUUUUGGUAGAAUUAUUAUGAAGUAUGCCAGCUGUUUUGUUUUUGGGAUUAUGUUAUUUAUUUUUAUGGAUCUUGUUAGUGUUCAGAAGAGUUUGAACUCAGUUUUGUUUUUGUUGGACUUCGCAGUUCAUGUUUCCUCUUUGCAUAAGAAACCAAUUCUCCCAUUCUGUUAA
Molecule: messenger RNA, 831 nt
Organism: Tarenaya hassleriana
Lineage: Eukaryota; Viridiplantae; Streptophyta; Magnoliopsida; Brassicales; Cleomaceae
Product: 60S ribosomal protein L18a-like
Exons: 5
Coding region: 68-604 (178 amino acids)
Biological process (GO): translation
Cellular component (GO): cytosolic large ribosomal subunit; ribosome
Molecular function (GO): structural constituent of ribosome
Source: RefSeq, a predicted model, not a curated record